Molecule: messenger RNA, 1524 nt
Organism: Rotaria sp. Silwood1
Lineage: Eukaryota; Metazoa; Rotifera; Eurotatoria; Philodinida; Philodinidae
Source: the annotation of a GenBank genome assembly
AUGGCAAGUUUUCCAUCCACUAAUAGUUUAAUGAAAGAAGUUCUAUCGUUUCGUAAUGAUACAUUUUACAACUUAGUCGAAGAGCAAUGUGGUACUGUCGUUGUUGAAAUUAUGCAAGCACAAGAUAUUUCAUCAGUAGAUUGUCUUCUUGAUAUUAAUAACAUAUUUACUUUUCUGGAACUCGAUUCAGAUGAAUUAAUCCCAUUAAAAAAAAAAGCUGGAAUCUUACUCAAUGAUGGUCGUUUUGUCGUAAAAAAAGGUAUUAUACACAAGGUUGAAUCUUUUCUUUCUACUCUUCAUCAUCUUAAUCGUCAACAUUCGACUUCUUCUUACCACAACUCAGACAACAAUCCUGAUUUGAUUAUUCCUGAACAAUUAUUACAAAAAUUUCCAUUUAUUCGAACGCUCGUUGCGUAUUCAAAUCUUUUAGCAAUGAGCAAAGUUGAUUUUACGUUUUUAAAUAUUAUUUUAAAUAAUAUGAUUCAAAACUUUAUUACAGAAGAGCGAGGAUAUCGUUAUGAUACUAUUAUUCGACAAUUUGCGUGCAGUUUAUAUAUUCUUGGUGGUCGCACUGCUUAUGAGUUUGUUCGUUUAAACAUCCCUGCACUUCUCCCAAGUGUACAAACUAUCCAAUCUUAUAUUGGUGCAUCAGAAAAUCAUCUAACUGAAGGAUUGUUCAAUUAUGAUGAUGCGCGUGAUUAUUUUAAUCUCAACCAAUCGAUAUUAGGUUUUUGUGCGGAAGAUUCUACCGCAAUUGUUCCGAAAAUUACAUAUGACACUACAUCAGAUACAUUUAUCGGAUUCUCGCUUCCUCUCGACGACAAUGGUGUGCCCAUCAUCAACUCAUAUUCGACAAACUCAUUUACUCGUCUUGAACAGUGGUACUCGGAUUUAUCACAGGCAACAUCACUCAACGCUUGUCUUAUUCAACCACUUUCUACCUCAAUUGAAAACAUUUCUCCGUAUCUUAUUGCUGCUUAUGGAACAGAUAAUAAAUUCAAAUCAUCUGAUGUUGUUUUACGUUGGGGUCAUAUUUAUCAACAAUGCAAAGCCAAAGGUAUACGUGUUAUCGGCUAUGCAACCGAUUGUGACAGUCGUUAUUUGCAUGCCAUGAGAAUAUCUCUUGGUUUUUUUGCAAGUUUCGCUUAUGAUGAUCAUCCAGAUAUUCUUUCAAUUGAUCUUCCAACUAACUGGUCUUGGUUUUUUAUGCAACCCGAGCAGUUGUAUCUAUGUUUACAAGACCCAAUCCACAUAUGUACAAAAUUACGAAACAGACUUCUUUCAAAAACAGCAACACUUCUUUUAGGCAAUCAAUUAGUCAAUAUUGAACCACUUUUUUAUAUAAUUCAACAAUUUUCUAAACUUGAUCAUGCACUUGUUCGAUCUGAUAUAGAUCCGAAAGAUCGACAGAAUUUUAAAUCCUGCACCAAGAUUUCAAGUGACAAUGUUUUAAACUUACUUGAACAAGUUCCAAACUCUAUUGGUAUUAUUAUUUAUUUAAAGGUAGAUAAAAAGAAGUUUUAA